AUGUGGGGCACUACCAGCCCUGAUCUGAUUUCAGGCCUCGAGCUCUACCCGGGGCUGCAUCCUCCAAGCCCGAGGGUGACCCUGUUCCCAUGUCGCACAGUCUGGCUGUUCCUCCAAGACUGGCCAGACCCUGUGUUUGAAGGAGGAUGUCAUGGAAGGAAGAAUGUAACCCUGUCCUACGUGAAGUUCUAUAAAGAUGGAAAAGUCCUGCAUUUCUCUAGGGACAACCAGCCUCUAUUCAUGGGGACAGCAACCAUGAGGAGCAGUGGCCAGUACAGCUGCACUGGGGAGGUGAUAUGCUUCCCACAAAUGGACAGACAAGCCUCAGGAACCGCCAUGGUUCAAGUCCAAAAGCUGUUCCUGCCUCCUGUGCUGAGUGCUGGCCCCUCUCCCAAGCCCCAGGAGGGAGCGCUGACCCUGAGAUACCAGGAGAAGCUGCACCCCCAGAGGUCGACCUCACGGCUCCUCUUCUCCUUCCACAAGGAGCGCCGCACCUUGCAGGACAGGGACCUCCACCCAGAGGUCUGCAUCCCAGCAGCCAGACAGGGAGACUCUGGGCUUUACUGCUGUAAGGUGGUUCCUGAGGAUGGCAGGGUCCAGAAACAAAGCCACCAGCUGGAGAUCAGAGUGUGGGCUCCUGUGUCCUGUCCUCUGUUCACCCUGAGCCCCAAGCACCCCAGCCUCACUGUGGGGGACAUGGCGGAGCUCCUCUGUGAGGCCCAGAGGGGCUCCCCUCCCAUCUUGCACUCAUUCUACUUCAAUGGGGAGAUGCUGGGAAACCACUGGGUUCCCCUUGGUGGAGCAGCCUCCCUCAUCUUCCCGGUGACAUCAGAGGAGGAUGCUGGAAACUACACCUGUGAGGCCAAAAACAGGGUCUUCAGAGAGAGAAGCCAGCCUGAGAUACUCUCCCUGAGGCCUGAAAAAGAAAAAGUCACAUGAGCACACAUGGAGUUGGGAGACACCUGCAAGCAAAAGAAGAGGGCUCAGAAUGAAACCUACCUUGCUGACACUUGAUCA
This is a messenger RNA of Hipposideros armiger (great roundleaf bat), 1017 nucleotides long. RefSeq names its product Fc receptor like 6 (gene FCRL6). Gene Ontology annotation, molecular function: transmembrane signaling receptor activity. The record is from RefSeq and is a predicted model, not a curated record. Gene Ontology annotation, biological process: immune response; cell surface receptor signaling pathway. Gene Ontology annotation, cellular component: external side of plasma membrane. NCBI's taxonomy places the organism in Eukaryota, Metazoa, Chordata, Mammalia, Chiroptera, Hipposideridae.